Molecule: messenger RNA, 774 nt
Organism: Triticum aestivum (bread wheat)
Lineage: Eukaryota; Viridiplantae; Streptophyta; Magnoliopsida; Poales; Poaceae
Exons: 8
Coding region: 1-774 (257 amino acids)
Biological process (GO): dUTP catabolic process; dUMP biosynthetic process
Molecular function (GO): magnesium ion binding; dUTP diphosphatase activity
Source: RefSeq, a predicted model, not a curated record
AUGGGGGCGCGUCCACGGCGGCUGCCCUUCCACGCCGUCUCUGCCCGCCCCCGCCGCUCCGCUGUCUCCUCCGUCUCCGCCUCCUUCCCGCAGCAGGCGCCGGGACCGGGCAAUGGAGACGAUGCCAACGGGCCCACCGGCGUGCCCAUGCCCUUCUCCCGCGAAUCCGCCAUCACGCUGCCUCGGCCACUAACGAUCACAAAUCUGAUGGGGGAGGCCAGCGGGGAAGGCCUUAGGCACGUAGUUCUUCAGACACAUAAUGUUCAACUAUCGGGGUCUCUUUGUCAUGCCAUCAAGAGUAUGGGAAGUCCGAUCAUUUGCUGCUCAAAAUCCGACAAAUCGAAGGAGGAAUGCGCGAGAAGCAAUUCUAUCAUCAAUGGCAAGCUCAACAAGAUGAACCAUACAGGCGAGGAACCUCCCAGGCGCAGCAACUCCUCCGUCCAAGUUGAGCGCUGGGCGUCGUCCACCCUGUUGGCCACCAGGACGUACGAGGCGACGAUUGGCAGUCUCGGUGGACCAGACGCCAACAUGCCGAUGAGGCUGAGAGCCACAAAUAGAACAAUAAAUUCAAGGUUUUGCAGGAUCCAACGUGUCGCAAAGGCUGGCUGGUUGAUUGACGCGGACUACUGCGGCCCGGUGGGCAGUGUGCUCUUCAACGACUCGGAGGUGGACUUGGCUGUGAAGACCGGCGACCGCGUCGCACGGAUGAUCAUCCAGAUGUUCACUAUUGUAUCUAUGAAUGCUUCAAGUGUUAAAGAUGGUUCUGUGACCUGA